CUGGAUCUCUUACAGCACAGAAGGACUUUCCAUGGCAUUGGCAUCUUUACGAAAUCUCUAUACUCCAAAUAUAAAGGUCAGCCGACUGUUGAUUUUGGGAGGUGCCAAUAUUAAUUACCGGACAGAGGUUUUAAAUAAUGCUCCAAUUCUGUGUGUCCAGUCUCAUCUUGGUUACACAGAAAUGGUGGCCCUGCUUUUGGAGUUUGGGGCCAAUGUGGAUGCCUCUUCUGAAAGUGGUCUGACCCCUCUGGGAUAUGCAGCAGCAGCAGGGUUCCUGAGUAUCGUGGUGCUGCUGUGCAAGAAACGGGCCAAGGUGGAUCACUUGGAUAAGAAUGGGCAGUGUGCUUUGGUUCAUGCUGCACUCCGAGGUCAUCUGGAGGUUGUCAAGUUUCUGAUUCAAUGUGACUGGACAAUGGCUGGCCAGCAGCAAGGAGUGUUCAAAAAGAGCCAUGCCAUCCAACAGGCCCUCAUUGCUGCAGCCAGCAUGGGUUACACUGAGAUUGUCUCCUACCUACUUGAUCUUCCAGAAAAAGAUGAAGAGGAAGUAGAGCGAGCACAGAUCAACAGCUUCGACAGUCUGUGGGGAGAGACAGCCCUGACAGCUGCAGCUGGAAGGGGCAAACUGGAGGUGUGCCGUCUGCUCUUGGAGCAAGGGGCAGCAGUGGCCCAGCCAAACCGCCGAGGGGCAGUACCCCUAUUCAGCACUGUUCGCCAAGGCCACUGGCAGAUUGUUGAUCUUCUUCUCACCCAUGGAGCUGAUGUCAAUAUGGCAGACAAGCAGGGUCGUACUCCCCUGAUGAUGGCUGCUUCUGAAGGCCAUCUAGGAACUGUGGACUUUCUUCUUGCACAAGGUGCCUCCAUUGCUCUAAUGGACAAAGAAGGAUUAACAGCCCUCAGCUGGGCUUGUUUGAAGGGCCAUCUCUCAGUAGUACGUUCUCUAGUGGAUAAUGGAGCUGCCACAGAUCAUGCUGACAAGAAUGGCCGCACCCCUCUGGACCUGGCAGCUUUCUAUGGCGAUGCUGAAGUGGUCCAGUUCCUGGUGGAUCAUGGGGCCAUGAUUGAGCAUGUUGACUACAGUGGGAUGCGCCCUUUGGAUAGGGCAGUGGGGUGCCGGAACACUUCUGUUGUUGUCACUCUCCUGAAGAAAGGAGCCAAAAUAGGUUGUCAGACGUUACCGAGUCGCCCACGAGGUCCAGCCACAUGGGCGAUGGCCACCUCCAAACCAGACAUCAUGAUCAUCCUGUUGAGCAAGCUGAUGGAAGAGGGUGACAUGUUUUAUAAGAAAGGUAAAGUAAAGGAGGCUGCCCAGCGCUAUCAGUAUGCCCUGAAGAAAUUCCCUAGAGAAGGGUUUGGUGAGGACUUGAAAACCUUCCGGGAGCUAAAGGUGUCUCUCCUCCUCAACCUCUCUCGAUGUCGCAGGAAGAUGAACGAUUUUGGAAUGGCGGAGGAAUUUGCUACUAAGGCUCUGGAGCUGAAACCGAAAUCUUAUGAAGCUUACUAUGCAAGAGCAAGGGCAAAACGCAGCAGCAGACAGUUUGCAGCAGCCUUAGAGGACCUGAACGAGGCCAUCAAGCUAUGUCCAAACAACCGUGAGAUCCAGAGACUUCUGAUGAGAGUGGAGGAAGAAUGUAGACAGAUGCAGCAGCAGCAGCAGCAGCCACUACCACCACAGCAGCCUCAGCAGGAGUUGCCAGAAGAAACAGAGCCUGAACCACAGCCUGAAGAUAUAUACUCUGUCCAAGAUAUAUUUGAAGAGGAGUACCUUGAGCAGGAUGUUGAAAAUGUUUCCAUUGGCCUCCAGACAGAAGCUCGACCCAGUCAGGGGCUUCCAAUAAUCCAGAGCCCACCCUCCUCUCCAGCCCAUCGGGAUUCAGCCUACAUCUCUAGCUCACCUCUUGGCUCUCAUCAGGUUUUUGACUUCCGGUCCAAUAGUUCUGUAGGUUCUCCUACUAGACAGGGCUAUCAGUCCACCUCACCUGCUCUUUCUCCAACUCACCAAAACUCUCAUUACAGGCCUAGCCCACCACAUACUUCCCCAGCUCAUCAGGGUGGAUCUUACCGUUUCAGCCCCCCUCCUGUGGGAGGGCAGAGCAAAGAAUACCCGAGCCCUCCCCCUUCUCCUCUCCGGAGAGGCCCUCAGUAUAGGGCCAGCCCUCCAGCUGAGAGCAUGAGUGUCUAUAGAUCACAGUCUGGUUCACCUGUACGCUAUCAGCAAGAAACAAAUGUUAGUCAGCUUCCUGGCAGACCAAAAUCUCCAUUAUCCAAAAUGGCCCAGCGGCCCUACCAGAUGCCUCAACUUCCUGUGGCAGUUCCCCAGCAAGGGCUCAGGCUACAGCCUGCCAAGGCCCAGAUUGUAAGAAGUAACCAGCCCAGCUCAGCAGUUCAUUCAAGCACUGUCAUCCCCACAGGAGCCUAUGGCCAAGUAGCCCAUUCUAUGGCCAGUAAAUACCAGUCUUCACAAGGAGACAUAGGAGUAAGUCAGAGCCGGUUGGUUUAUCAAGGGUCAAUAGGGGGGAUUGUGGGGGAUGGGAGACCUGUACAGCAUGUCCAAGCCAGUCUGAGUGCAGGUGCCAUCUGUCAACAUGGAGGGUUGACCAAAGAAGACCUUCCACAGCGACCUUCCUCUGCGUAUCGAGGUGGCAUGAGAUAUAGCCAGACACCACAAAUUGGGCGUAGCCAGUCAGCAUCUUAUUACCCAGUCUGCCACUCAAAACUAGAUCUGGAGCGUUCCUCCAGCCAACUAGGUUCCCCUGAUGUGUCACAUUUAAUCAGAAGACCUAUCAGUGUCAACCCUAGUGAAAUCAAGCCCCACCCACCAACUCCCAGGCCACUGCUGCACUCCCAGAGCGUGGGCCUUCGCUUUUCUCCAUCUAGCAACAGCAUCUCUUCCACAUCCAACCUAACUCCUACCUUCCGGCCUUCUUCCUCAAUUCAGCAAAUGGAGAUCCCACUGAAACCGGCGUAUGAUAGGUCAUGUGAUGAGCUGUCACCAGUGUCUCCCACUCAGGGAGGUUACCCCAGUGAGCCCACCCGAUCCAGGACCACACCAUUCAUGGGGAUCAUAGACAAAACAGCACGGACUCAGCAAUACCCCCACCUUCACCAGCAGAAUCGGACCUGGGCAGUGUCGUCAGUGGAUACUGUUCUCAGUCCCACAUCUCCAGGCAACCUGCCUCAACCCGAGUCCUUCAGUCCACCAUCAUCUAUCAGCAACAUUGCCUUUUAUAACAAAACCAACAAUGCACAGAAUGGCCAUUUGCUGGAGGACGACUAUUACAGCCCCCAUGGGAUGCUGGCUAAUGGGUCCCGUGGAGACAUCUUGGAGAGAGUCAGCCAGGCCUCCUCCUAUCCUGAUGUGAAGGUGGCUCGGACCCUACCAGUGGCUCAGGCAUACCAGGACAACCUGUACAGGCAGUUGUCCCGGGACUCUCGACAAGGGCAGACAUCGCCUAUCAAACCAAAGAGACCAUUUGUGGAGUCUAAUGUUUAAAAGACAUUUGUUGGAGUGAGACCCAUAUGUUUUCACUGCACAUUUUCAGGCUUGGUUUCCACAUUUGAGGUAGUUCUCUGGCUUAAUUUCUCAUGUAGUUUCUGUGUGGUGUUCAGAGGUGGCAGCCCACAUGCUGAAAUCCUUUGCAUGCAGCCGACUGGGAAGCUGGCCUCCGGUGAGCCAGGACUUCAGUUUCUGUGGUCUGUGCCCCAGCCACAUGCUCUCUCCCUCUCUUCCGAUGCCAACAAGGAGAUUUUUGUGCUGUGUGCUUUAACCCAGGGAGAUCAGACACACUGGUCAGCUUUUUCCAGGAGACAAUCACUUUCAUUGAUGUUCUUGUUGUGUAAAUGUCUUUUUCCUUUUUUAAAAAAGUAAGAUAUUCUUGUUCAUUUUCUUCUAGGAACUUUAGAAAGAGUGUGAUGCCCCCUUGCCUUUUCAUUCUUAUCCAGUGUUAUCCAGACGGCCAGCUGCAAUGCAUUCCUGUGCCAUGGUCUCCUCCCCAUCAGCAGGUCUAGAAUGUUCAUUUGUAUUAUUGCUGGUCUUCCUGUGGGGUAAGAGGAUCUAGGAAUGGGGUAGGGAGGUGGUGAAAGAGAGAGAGAGAAGAAAUAAA
This is a messenger RNA of Castor canadensis (American beaver), 4100 nucleotides long. Lineage: Eukaryota; Metazoa; Chordata; Mammalia; Rodentia; Castoridae. The record is from RefSeq and is a predicted model, not a curated record.